Molecule: messenger RNA, 627 nt
Organism: Rhodotorula toruloides NP11
Lineage: Eukaryota; Fungi; Basidiomycota; Microbotryomycetes; Sporidiobolales; Sporidiobolaceae
Exons: 4
Coding region: 1-627 (208 amino acids)
Source: RefSeq, a predicted model, not a curated record
AUGGGCAGACGACACGACGACGAUGAUCCGCCAAGCGACGACGAUGGCGCACAACAAGCGUCGACAAGCAGCGGAGCGGACCCGUGGCGGAAGAACCACCGGAUCGCCUUCUUCGGCGCGACAGGCAGCGCCGCGUUCUUCGAUGCGGGCUUCGCGGGCAUCGUCUUGUGGGAGAACUUCGGCGUACCAGCUUACGUCUACGGAACGGCAAUCGCAAUAAGCAUCAUCGAAGCGGUCUACAUCGUCGUCUCGGUGGUCCUGAUCGAGCGAGGAAUUGGAACGAGGUCUCGCGUCGACAUGUCGCUCGCCUUGAUGCCCAUGUGGGCCGGCUCCUUGACAAUUAACAUCGCCUUCCUCCUCGGCGCCAACGCUGGCAAGACCGAAAGUCCGACAGCCUUCAUGGCCGCCGCGGCAUUCGCCGCGCUCUCCCAGCUAUGCGGCCUCGCCCUCGCAGUGCUCGGAAUCAUGUACCACAUCGUGGAGCUGAGGGAUCCGCACCCGAAGAAGCACCACUUCAAGGAGAGGAUGAGGCGGGCGAGGGAUAGGCUGCGGAGGCAUCACAAGCGUCGGCAUCGUGAUGACUCGGAGGACGACGGAAGCGGUUCGGAGGACGACGACGGGCGGUGA